GUUCUGCGAGGGAGGCGGGAGCUAUGUGUUGCUUUGGAAGGACUCCAGAGUCCUGGGUUGAAAUCCCAGCUCAACUGCUGAGUUACUAGUGACUUAAAGCAAGUUCUUGACCCUGGAUUAUUGAUUGUGCCUUAGGUUGGGUAGCUCUUAGCGCAGUGCUUAGCAAGGAAGACGGGGCUAGGGUAAGGGGCUGGAGAUGGGGCUGUGGUUGAAGGCAAGAAUGGAGAUAACGGUGUAGUAGCCACAGAGCUCUUCUGUCCCCACGCCACCCCCACCCUGUGGCCCUCAGUUCCUAUACCAUCGGGCUGGGCCUGCACAGUCUUGAGGACGACCAUGAACCAGGCUGUAAGAUGAUGGAGGCUCACCUCUCCAUCCAGCACCCAGAGUACCACAGAGCAUCUUUUGCCAACGACCUCAUGCUCAUCAAGUUGGAAGAAUUGGUGCCCCAGUCUGACACCAUCCAGAGCAUCAGCAUCGCCUCACAGUGCCCGACCGCUCGGGAUUCUUGCCUCAUUUCCGGCUGGGGUCGGCUAGCGAAUGGCGGACUGCCCAGAGUGCUCCAAUGCGUGAAUAUCUCAGUGGUGUCGGAAGAGAUCUGCAGUGAACUCUAUGCCCCGGUGUACCACCCCAGCAUGUUCUGCGCUGGUGGAGGCCAGGACCAAAAGAACUCCUGCCAUGGUGACUCUGGGGGCCCCCUGGUCUGCAACGGGUCCCUGCAGGGCCUUGUGUCCUUUGGACAAUCCCCGUGUGGCCAGCCCAACGUGCCAGGCGUCUACACCAACCUCUGCAAGUUCACAGACUGGAUACAGAAAACCAUCCAGGCCAGUUAAAUCCAGGGACUGGGACCCAUGAAAUUGAACCCCCAAAUAUAAGCUGCUGAAGAGAUUCAGGAAUCUGGGUUCCCAGUGCCUUCCUCUUUCAGACCCAGGAGUCUAGACCCCCUCCCCCAUCCCCAUUAGUCCAGUCCUGCUAAGAGUAUCUUCCUGUACACAGUGCCCCCUGGUGGCACAAUGUUGACCCCGCCUUACCAUUGGUAGAGAAAGUUGGGUUUU
Mesoplodon densirostris (Blainville's beaked whale) is the source of this 1052-nucleotide messenger RNA. Its product is annotated as kallikrein-4-like. Gene Ontology annotation, biological process: proteolysis; extracellular matrix disassembly; amelogenesis. The transcript has 3 exons. Gene Ontology annotation, molecular function: serine-type endopeptidase activity. NCBI's taxonomy places the organism in Eukaryota, Metazoa, Chordata, Mammalia, Artiodactyla, Ziphiidae. The record is from RefSeq and is a predicted model, not a curated record. Bases 351 to 830 code for a protein of 159 amino acids.